AUGCCACUCCACCACCUAAUGAUUGGGACAUGGACCCCGCCAGGAGCCAUCUACACGGUCCAGUUCGACGACGAGAAGUUGACGCUAAGUCUGGUCAAGACAACCAAGAUCCCCCAGGACGAGCCGAUAUCAUGGAUGACCUUCGAUCACUCGAAGAAGAAUCUCUAUGGCGCGGCCAUGAAGAAAUGGUCCAGUUUCGCCGUCAAGAGCCCUAUCGAGAUCGUCCAUGAAGCGUCGCAUCCCAUAGGCGGGGACCCCCUAGCAAACAGCUCUGAGACAAACACGCGCGCCAUCUUCCUUCUAGCGGCGAAGAAGGUCCCGUACGGCGUUUACGCCAACCCAUUCUACAAGCAUGCCGGCUUCGGCAACGUUUUCUCGGUGACGGGCUCCGGGGCGCUCGACAGGAACGUGCAAAACUACCUGUACCAGCCCAACACGGGCAUCCACGGCAUGGUGUUCGACCCGAACGAGACGUACCUCUACUCAGCGGACCUAACGGCCAACAAGCUGUGGGUGCACCGCAAGAUAUCGGCCCCGGCUGCGGGCGAGGAGCCGGAGGCGGUGGAGCUGGUGGGCAGCGUCGACGCGCCCGACGCGGGCGACCACCCGCGGUGGGUAGCCAUGCACCCGACGGGAAACUACCUGUACGCACUGAUGGAGGCGGGCAACCGCAUCUGCGAGUACGUCAUCGACCCGGCGACGCACAUGCCCGUGUACACGCACCACAGCUUCCCGCUAAUCCCGCCAGGCAUCCCCGACCGCGACCCGGCGACGGGCAAGGGCCUGUACCGGGCCGACGUGUGCGCGCUGACCAUGUCGGGCGGCCACCUCUUCGCCUCAUCGCGCGCCAACCGCUUCGACCUGACGGGCUACGUCGCCGCCUUCCGCCUGCGCUCCUGCGGCAGCAUCGAGACGCAGCUGUGCCUGAAUCCCACCCCCACCAGCGGCGGCCACAGCAACGCCGUCUCCCCCUGCGACUGGAGCGACGAGUGGGUCGCCAUCACCGACGACCAGGAGGGCUGGGUCGAGAUGUACCGCUGGAAGGACGAGUUCUUGCACCGUGUCGCUCGCCUCCGCAUCCCCGACCAUCCCGGCUUCGGCAUGAAUGCCAUUUGGUACGACUGA
Molecule: messenger RNA, 1125 nt
Organism: Lasiosphaeria miniovina
Lineage: Eukaryota; Fungi; Ascomycota; Sordariomycetes; Sordariales; Lasiosphaeriaceae
Exons: 3
Coding region: 1-1125 (374 amino acids)
Molecular function (GO): protein binding; 6-phosphogluconolactonase activity
Source: RefSeq, a predicted model, not a curated record